GGGCCAUUUUAAGCAGCUCAGCUCUGAGCACACUCCCUGUCCUCCCGAGCCUUCUAACAGCAAAGUGAGACGAUGCUUGCUUGAGAGAAGACAAAUGUAAGGAGAGGACACAUUUAAAGAGGCUGGAGGGAAAUGGCCAGCAACCAGGUCAUCCUGGUUCUCUUCUGUGGAGCAAUCUGGAAGUCCCUUUCCACAGCAGCACCUGGACCCAGUUUACACCAAGCUGGCCCAGCACUGGCUGUUACAACACCUGCGGUGCCCACAGGAGAGGAAGAAGCUGGCGAUGGCAGUUGGGUAGCAGGACUGCUGAUUGGCAUCAUUUUGCUUGGUAUGAUAGUGGCAAUUCUUGUAAUUCUCCUGUGGAAAUGCAGCGUGAGGCCUGGGCCUGCUCUGGCCAAUUCCCACUGGGCAGGCCGCUCUCCCUUCGCAGAUGGAGACACUCCAGACCUCUUCCUGGACUCUGACCAGGACAACAAACGGUCAUCAGUUUUAUUCAUGCUGCCCUGGAAACUGAAACAAGGCCCAAACUUACAGCAGGAUCCCACUGGAUCAGAGAACCCAUCCCUCCACACUGCCAGCAACGACGAUGGGCAGCUGCCUCCCCCGGCAGGAACAGCAGCUCCCAGCACAGACCCACCUCCAGCUCCCUCCUCAGAAACACUGACCACUGCAGGGGACUCCUGUCCUCACCCAGACACUCCACCUGAGUCUCACGACCUGCCACCUCCACCGGACUGGCUCAGGGAACCCCCUGAGGAACCCAGCUCAGAUCCCAGCGAGCACUCAGCAUUUCCGUCGGCAGCGGAGGAACCACUGCCCCCAGCACCUGAACUCCUGAUUCAGGACAUUGAUGAACCACUGCCCCCAGCACCCGAGCUCCUUAUUCAGGACACUGAUGAACCACUGCCCCCAGCACCUGAACUCCUGAUUCAGGACAUUGAUGAACCACUGCCCCCAGCACCCGAGCUCCUUAUUCAGGACACUGAUGAACCACUGCCCCCAGCACCUGAACUCCUGAUUCAGGACAUUGAUGAACCACUGCCCCAGCCAGAACACCCUUUGGAGACUGCCACAAGUCAUUUACAGAAUACUCCACAUUCUUCUUAAACCAAGUAUUUUUCAAAUAAGUGAAAAAAGGAGAAGUUGAGGCAGGCAAGAACAGUGAGGCCACGGCACAGGCAUUUCCCUGGUGUUUCCCAACUUCAGCUUUCACAAGAGGAACAACCUGCUUCUGCCUGAAGCAAGUAAUUUCCAAAUCCAACACAAACCGUGCCCACUCAUCUCUUGCUGGAGAUUCUAGAGGUGGAGACUCCAGAAGGCAGAGUGCACAUGGCUGGGUGUGCCAGGAGAGACAGAUCCUCGUACCACACACAGGGAGAUGCAGCUCCCAGACAGCCUCCCAGGGACUCAGUUUUCCAAGCAGUGUCUGCUCCACUGGGCUGUGUAAGUGAAUGCAAUGAAUUCCAGUUCAUUUUAAUAAA
This is a messenger RNA of Myiozetetes cayanensis, 1481 nucleotides long. RefSeq names its product ecotropic viral integration site 2B (gene EVI2B). The transcript is spliced from 2 exons. The record is from RefSeq and is a predicted model, not a curated record. Gene Ontology annotation, biological process: regulation of stem cell division; positive regulation of neutrophil differentiation. Lineage: Eukaryota; Metazoa; Chordata; Aves; Passeriformes; Tyrannidae. Bases 133 to 1107 code for a protein of 324 amino acids.